AUGGCGGCCCUCGCCCCGUCGGAGUCGCAGCCGCUGCUCGACGGCGGCGACGCGCCGCGCGGCCUGGCCGUGGCGGCGUCGGGCCUCAGCUACGCGGCGCCGGCGUCGCGCGGGCGGCCCGGCGCGCUGCUCCUGCGCGACGUCACGCUCGUCGUGCCCCGGCGGGGCGUGCUGCCCGUCAUGGGCCCGUCGGGCAGCGGCAAGUCGACGCUGCUCGAGGUGCUCUCCGGCCGGCGGCGCGGCGGUUUCGCGAGCGGCGAGGCCCUCUUCGGCGGCUGGCCGCUGUCCGCGCACCGGCGGGGCACG
Molecule: messenger RNA, 306 nt
Organism: Aureococcus anophagefferens
Lineage: Eukaryota; Pelagophyceae; Pelagomonadales; Pelagomonadaceae
Exons: 1
Molecular function (GO): ATP hydrolysis activity; ATP binding
Source: RefSeq, a predicted model, not a curated record